AUGUUUGACCGAAUGAAAAAAUUAUUUGUGGAAUUGAUGGAAUAUUUCUGUUUGGAUUCCAAUAAAAUGUCAGCAGAAGAAUAUUUUGGAGAUAUGAACGUAUUUUUGAAAAAUUUUGAAAAUGCCCAUAAGGAUAUUAUGAAGUGGCGUGAAGCGGAAGAAAAGCAACGAAGACUGAAAGAGCGAGCUGAAAAAGAUAAAGAGAAAAAGAGAAAGAAAAAAGAAAAAGAUCUAUCGAAAGUUAAAACGGUUAUCAAUUUAGAUACAGCCGAUGAUCAGGAAGGUGUGUUAGAUGGCCUUAUGCAAGCUUUGCAGACUGGAAGCGCCUUCAGAGAUCCUACAAAGCCCGUGAGAAAAAGGGAAGGCAAGCCAGGAGAUCGCCGAUUAGAUGAAAUUCGGCGUAAUAGAACUCGUGGAAAUGUUAGAAGUGUAGUGUCACCUUCGCAGUCAUUGGACUUAAGCGAUGACGAUACCCCUACCAAGCGAUUAAUUGGUAGUCCAAAAGGAAGCCGUCGUAAGGAUGUAGUAGAUGACGUAAAUAGAACGCCAUCCCCUAAAACAAAGCAAAGGCACCGAAAAAUAGGUGAAAACAUGGAAAUAGACGCCGAAAAAUUACUGAAAAGAUUGGAAGAUCUAUAA
This is a messenger RNA of Trichoplax adhaerens, 639 nucleotides long. RefSeq lists its product as uncharacterized. The coding region runs from base 1 to 639 and encodes 212 amino acids. The transcript has 6 exons. Lineage: Eukaryota; Metazoa; Placozoa; Uniplacotomia; Trichoplacea; Trichoplacidae. The record is from RefSeq and is a predicted model, not a curated record.